AUUCCAUCUUCUAAAUUGAACAAUUAUUACAAAAUAACCAUGACAAAGUUGAGCUUUUUCAUUUUCUGCUUUAUUUCCAUGGCCAUAACCACCAUGGCUCAGCCACCGGUGCUAGACACUGAUGGACAGCCGGUCCAGACCGGCGUAGAAUACUAUGUUGAGUCUGGAAUAUUUGAUGUCGCAGGUGGUUUAACAUUAAUCAGACGCAACGACUCAUGUCCACUGUACGUUGGUCAAGAACCCUUCACACCACCCAACGUGUCACGGGGUUUUCCGGUCAAAUUCAAGCCGUACAAUGAUAGUGAGACCAUUAUUAGGGAAGGAAGGGAUUUGACAGUUACGUUUCAAGCUUUCACGACAUGUAUUCAGUCUACUGCUUGGAGAAUAGGUGAAGUCAAUCCAGCGGGAAGGAGGUUCAUUGUGACAGGAGGAGAAGCUGAUUACUUUAGGAUUCGAAAUAAUGGAGGUGAUUAUAGUUUUGAAUGGUGUCCAGCUGAGUCUUGCCCUACUUGUGAGAGGCCAAGGUGUGGGGCUGCUGGUAUUUUUACUGAGAAUGACCAGAAGUUUUUGAUUUUAGAUGUUCCUAUGGCAUAUCCUUUCCUGUUCAGUAGGGCUUAAUUUAUUAUAUGUUCUUCUUCUUCAGCCGGUAAAUGUCAAAAAGAGUGUUCUUUUGGCAUUGGAUUGUGUUGUAAUAGUAAAUAAAUGACAUGGAGAUACUUCCAUGUUUAAUCUGUUGUACUUUCAAAGAAUUAAGUAAUUUAUAGAUAAAUCUUAUUAAUUUGUUU
Messenger RNA from Jatropha curcas, 785 nucleotides. Its product is annotated as kunitz type trypsin inhibitor 111. Gene Ontology annotation, molecular function: endopeptidase inhibitor activity. NCBI's taxonomy places the organism in Eukaryota, Viridiplantae, Streptophyta, Magnoliopsida, Malpighiales, Euphorbiaceae. The record is from RefSeq and is a predicted model, not a curated record.